AUGGGAAAAAAAAGUAAAGUAGGAAAACAGCGAAAAGACAAAUAUUAUCAGCUUGCUAAGGAAACAGGUUAUCGUUCUCGAGCAGCGUUUAAAUUAAUACAAUUGAAUAGAAAGUUUGGUUUUUUACAAAAAUCACGAGUAUGUAUCGACUUGUGUGCCGCUCCUGGUGGUUGGAUGCAGGGAUAUAUUGCUCCUGAUAGCAUAGAUCCUAAAUUCCUUGAUGCUAAGUAUGUCUUUGAAGAUUUGGAAAUAGUUAAAAAACAAAAUUUUAAUAUAAUGCAUCCUGAAAAGCAAAAAAAAGCUAAAGCUGAGGGUUAUAAAGAAAAUGAUUAUACCACCCAUCACAAAGUACUAUUAUCUGAAUUUCUCAGCCAUGAUGACCCAAUAGAUCUGUUGCAAGGGUGUUCUGAAAUUGUUAUUGAUGAUAAAAACAUAGAAACACAUCCAAAAACAACAACUGAAAUAAAAGAAUGUUGUAAAGAUAUAAAAGUUCUAGGAAGAAAAGAUUUAAAAGCAUUGCUAAGUUGGAUAAAGCAAAUAAAGGAAUGGAAGACAUCUCUUCUUCCUUCUGAGGACCCCACACUCAAAGGAACAUUAGCAACUGAUACAUCGGAAAAAGCCGAAUCGGGAGAUGAAAAUAAUGAUGUGGAUAUGGAAGUUGCUGGCUUACAGGAUGAGGAGAGACGUCAGCUUAAGCGUAAAAGAAAACAACUAAAUAAACAGCGACAAAAACUAGCUGAAAAAAUGAACUUAAAAAUGGUAUUAAAAGGUGAUGGUGGCCCCAUUAUGGAGAGUCAUGACAUGUUUAGACUUUCUGACAUAAAAAAUACACAGGAAUUGAACCACAUGCUUGAUCAACAACCUGAUAUUGUGGCUGAAGGAAGUGAUGAGUCCGAUGAUGAACUUAAAUCAAAACCAAAAUAUAUUAAAUAUGAUAUUGAAUCUUCUAAAUUAGACUCUUCUGGCCUCUUUUAUAAAGACUCUGAUAGUGACAUAGAAAUGGAAACAGAUUCAGAAGAUGAAAAAGAUAAAGAGUCUUUAGCUUUUUCAGAUUCUGACAAUGAAUCAAAAAAAAUUGCAAAACUUACCAAACUGAACACCCUAAAGAACAGUAAAAUUGAAAUAAAACCAUCUAUUCCUAAGAACAAUCCACUGUUAACUGAUCUGGAUAACACUGAUCCAAUGUCUAAGCGAUCUAUGAAAGCUGAGCUGUGGUUCCAAAAAGACAGUUUUAAAGAAAUAGAUGAAGAUGAUGAUGAGGGAGUAGAUUUAGACAAGCUAGCUGAAACAUAUAGACAAAAAGGCAAGAAAGUUCCAGAAGAUAAUACAUACUCCCCUGCAGAAAAAGUUAGCAUUAAAAAACUUUUAGAGAAAACUGAAAACUCAGAAAGUGAUGAUUCAUCAGAAAGUGACUAUGAUGUGGAAGACAGUAUUGCUCCAGUUACAAAAGCUAGUGGAAAAAGUAGCAAAAAAGAUAGUUUUGAAGUAGUAUCACAGGAUCCAGAUCUUAAAAGAAUAAAGAAAACAUUAAAAAUGGAUGCAGAAACUUUAGCUCUAGGAACAAUGAUAGCAACUUCUAAGAAAUUUAAGCGAGAUUUAAUUGAUGACGCAUGGAAUAGAUAUGCAUUUAAUGACAAAAACUUGCCUGAUUGGUUUACGGAGGACGAAAAGAAACAUAUGCGCAAGGAUGUUAUAGUACCAGAGAAAUAUGUUGAAGAAUAUAGAAAUCGAACGCAAGAAAUCAACGUAAGGCCAAUAAAGAAAGUAAUUGAAGCAAAGGCAAGGAAGAAGAAGCGUAUGAUAAAGAAGAUGGAGCGUGCCAAGAAGAAGGUAGAAGCGGUUAUGGAUAAUGCAGAUAUGUCUGAAAGAGAGAAGGCACAACAAAUAAAGCAACUGUAUAAAAAGGCCAAAACCGAUGGCAAAAAGAAAGUAACUUACGUCGUCGCUAAGAAACAUACUUCGGCAAAAAGAAUGAAGAGACCAGCGGGAGUUAAAGGGCAUUAUAAGGUUGUUGAUCCCCGUAUGAAGAAAGAUUUGCGCGCGCAAAAAGCAAAGGAGAAGACAAAGGGUCGCGGCAAAAAAGGCACUGCUAAUAAUAGGGCCCCUCCAAAAAAGAAAGGUACAAAAAAGAAGGCUAAA
Iphiclides podalirius (scarce swallowtail) is the source of this 2139-nucleotide messenger RNA. The record is from the annotation of a GenBank genome assembly. NCBI's taxonomy places the organism in Eukaryota, Metazoa, Arthropoda, Insecta, Lepidoptera, Papilionidae.